AGUCUUUGCUUAUAAAUAGCAGGGCUCUUCACUUGCAGCUCCCCAUCGACAGCAGAGCUCGCAAAACCUCCACACCUUCCUGAAAUAGCCACUAGCUUUAGCUGCUCGCCGGGUUCUCUGAUCACUCUCGCUCUCGGGCUCAGCCUUCCUCGCGAUCCAUAAAGGUUGCAAGCUACCAGUCCCAUUAACUGAUGGACUUUGACCUGCUGAAUUACAGCCCGGAAGCGCAGCUGGAGCUGAUGAACACGAUGCUCCAGCUGGAGCAGCUCACCAAGCUCGACGGCGGCCAUCAGUCGCUGAUGGCGGCGCCCGUCUCGCCGCCGGCAUCCCCAGUGCAAACCCAUGCAACAGCCCACUGCUUCUCGCCUCCGCCCCACGUGUCGGCGACCGCCGCCUACCAGGACCAGUACACACCGCCGGCCGUGUACGCCGGCAGGACCGGCGCCCUCGAGCAUCUCCAGGUGGACUACGCGCUGUCCCCGUGCGCCGACGGCGGCCGCGCCGCGCCGCAGCCGGCGGGGUCGCCGUCGCCGACGUCGUCGGCGGACGCGAUGCGGGAGGCGAUCUUCCACAUCGCGGCGCUGCAGCCGGUGGAGAUCGACCCGGAGGCGGUGCGGCCCCCGAAGCGGCGCAACGUGCGCAUCUCCAAGGACCCGCAGAGCGUGGCGGCGCGGCUGCGGCGGGAGCGCAUCAGCGAGCGCAUCCGCACGCUGCAGCGGCUCGUCCCGGGCGGCACCAAGAUGGACACGGCGUCGAUGCUGGACGAGGCCAUCCACUACGUCAAGUUCCUCAAGUCCCAGGUGCAGUCCCUCGAGCGCGCCGCCGCCGCCACCCACCACCGCGCCGCCUUCCACCCCGCCGCCCUCCACGCGCAGUGGCAGUUCGCGCUCCCCCACGGCGACAUGUGACACAGUUACCGUCGAGCGCGCGCGUCGGUUCGCCGCUGGCGUCUUCCCGAUCGGGCGACGACGACGACGGCCUCUCCAUCUGCCGCCGCCGAUUCUUCUGCUGUAGUGUUGUGUGUGCAUCGUCGAUCUGUACAUGAUCACAUGCGCGUGUAUAGAGAUGUAGGAGAGCCUUCGGUACAUUCUAGUAUUAUUGUUGUAGCCGCAUACGACGUGGCUGCUCCAAUUUUUUGUUGGAGCCGUAGCCGUGCAUGCGCGCGCGUACGUGCCCUACCCUACGUAGUAGGCUGUACAUUUCCUUGUACCAUUUUUUCUUCUUCUAUCUAUCCGUCAGUUCGUUGCUUCGUUUU
Messenger RNA from Panicum virgatum (switchgrass), 1255 nucleotides. RefSeq names its product transcription factor HEC2-like. The record is from RefSeq and is a predicted model, not a curated record. Lineage: Eukaryota; Viridiplantae; Streptophyta; Magnoliopsida; Poales; Poaceae. Gene Ontology annotation, molecular function: DNA-binding transcription factor activity; protein dimerization activity. Gene Ontology annotation, biological process: regulation of DNA-templated transcription. The transcript has a single exon. Bases 192 to 908 code for a protein of 238 amino acids.